UUAAAGUUAUUCAAGGUUAUUUUGAUGAUGGUUGUAAUUUCUUAACCUUAGAUAUAUUUCAAACCACUUACAAUCUCGAAAAAGUAUGUGUAAUGAAAUAUAAUAGCAUUAUAACAGUAAUUUCAAAAUACUUAAAAUCUUUGUCUAUUGACAGACAUUCAACCAAAAGAAUCCUUAAUCCAUGUAUGCCAAUAUUUUUUUAACCUGUUUUGUUACAUGAAAAAUGCUCCAAAAUCAUUUACAAUCUUUUGAAUGAAAAAGAGGAUAUCCCAACUUCUGUAGGCAAGUGGAAGGCUGAAUUAAUUCAACAUGGAGUAAAUGAUUUUUCUGUGCAAAGUGUGUUUAAGAUUUUUUUCAAAACAACAACUGAUUCUUCAGCUCAAUGGCUACAGUUUAGAAUUUUACACAGAAUCCUUCCUGUUGGGUAUUAUCUUAAGAAACUUAAUGUUAAAACAUGUGACUGUUGUAGAUUUUGUACAAAAAAUGUAGAAACAAUGAUACAUAUUUUUACUUCAUGUGAUAUAAUCCAAACAUUGUGGAGUGAGUUGAGUCUUCAUAUAUACAGAAAGACUUCAGAAAGAGUUGGUUUUAAUGUGUCCAAUAUCAUAUUAGGUGAAUUUCCAUUGUCUUUUAAUAACAAAGUUAUUAAUUUUAUAAUCCUAUAUGUCAAACAAUACAUAUUAACUUGUUUAAUGCAGAAUAAAGAACAAAACUUGGUUGGAUUAUUAUGUCAUCCAAGGUGAAGAUAACGAACAGUGAUCAAUCUCAUAACUCCUACAAGCAAUACAAAAUAGAUAGUUGGGCAAACACGGACCCAUGGACACACCAGAGGUGGGAUCAGGUGCCUAGGAGGAGUAAGCAUCCCCUGUUGACCGGUCACACCCGCCGUGAGCCCCAUAUCCUGAUCAGGUAAACGGAGUUAUCCGCAGUCAAAUCAGUGUGCCAAGAACGGCUUAACAAUCGGUAUGAAACACGUCAGACAGCAUUUGACCCAAUGCGAGGUUGUAUUGACGAACUAGAUCGUUAUAACGACCAUAGAAUUUACGAAAUCUAAGGUUUAAAUACCAUGUGGCAAAAUAUGCUGCAAUCCAAAAGCUUAAAAUGUACAGCUUUGAUAAAAUGUGGACCAGAUGGAAGUUUAUUUUUGAUUGAUUUGUUUUUUACUAGCUACUUUUCACUUGUGUUUGUCGAGGUUUUUUUCUUCUUCUCUUUUUUCCUGAUUGUUUGGGGGUUUUUUUUGUACAGCAAGUAACCAUAAUUCUAUUAAUGAAUGAAUCAGUGUGAGAGGGUAGUAUAUGUAUGUGUAUAUGUGACAAAAAUCGAAUAAAUAAAUUUUUAAAAAAAUUGUCAACGCACGACGGACGAAGAAAAAAAUAAUUGCAAUAGGUAGUCUGAGUUUACUCAGGUGACCUAAAAAUGGUAAAAUUUGACGAUUUUGACUAUUCUCAUUUCCACGUUCCAAUAUUUCAAAUAAAUUAACUGCUCGGGUGUUCAUUUACAAUCUAUGGUAAAUAUAUAUUCUUUAAAUCUAACUGACGAAUUCUAAUUCUAUAUGAAAGCGAGUUUUUGUCUUUCGUAUCUACCCACUCGUAGGCAUGCGCACUUUUCUCGUCUUGCCCACCCAUCGUCUUUAUUUAUAUGCGGAAAAGAUUACUUACCGAGGCCGAGCAAUCGAAGUUCACCUGUCCAUACGUCUCUCGCAUUACUACAAUUUGUACGCCUUAUCUAUAUCUAGUAUAAUUUCCGCAAGUUUCUUCCUUUUUCAAAAUAUUAUUUCCUAUUUAUUAGAACAACCAGGACUUAUAUUCAUUGAAUUGCUUGUUUUGAAUUUUCCAAAGACAAAUAAUUUGAACUAUAUUCUCACAGUAAAAGGAAAAUUACAAAGAAAUCCUGAAAUGGAUAACGAAAUUACAAGAACGCCAAAUUUCUUUGUGACUCUUAAAAAUGUAGUGGUAGAAAUAUUAACAGUAGGGAAUACAAAACAUCCAUCCGACCGUUCCGGGAAAAAUCGAUCCGAUGGGAGCGUAUCCUGUAUUAUUUUCGUGACGAGUUGGAUAGGAUUCUUUUUCCCAGUCUUAGAAGAUUACGAUAUUCCAGUGGCCUCGAACUAUGGCGCAUAUUUUGUUCUUCAAUCAGUCUUUGGAUGUUUGAGCCUUUUUUCCACUAUUGGGUGGGUAAAUCUUCUUGUAGUCUCUAGAUCACAGGCAGAUAUUUAUCUAGAUAGUUCGACUUCUAAGACUGAUCCCGCGGCACAAAUGAUGUAUGGUAUACUAAUUUGCUUCACCAUUGGAAUAACUAUUAUUGAAGGAUUAAAUUCCCUCCUGGAUUUGAUAUGCUAUCAAAAGUUUCUGGAUUAUCAUUACCUAUGCACAGUCAUCAACCGUAUCUUAGAAACAUUGUUUUGUAUUACACAGACAUUGGCUUUAAUAUUUUUGACCGGAAGCAAAUUUCAAAAUCAUUUGAAAGUUAAGUAUAUUUUGUCUGUAGCAUUGCUUACUAAUGGCGUCAUGUGGAUGUACACCAGUUUAAGGAUUGCGAAGGACCCUCAGAUUAAUCGUUUUAUGAAUGAUACAAGUACAUCAGCGAUAAUUUCGUGCUACUGGAAUUCAUCAAUAUACCAAAACGUUCUACAGCCUACCAGAGAAAUAUCUUUGUACAUUCAUUUAGAAUACUUCACCUUUUGCGUUGGUUUAACGGCUAGCAUAUUACCAUCAAGUUUAGAAUUACCAGAAAGACAGGAAGGGGAUACUCCGGAACCUGAAGGAAGCUUACGUAAUGGACGAUAUCACGACAAGAUUCCCGAUAUGAUGAAAGGAUCUCCGUAAAGUCCUACAAGAAAAUCAGGCGCAUCGCUCUAUACCUUUCCACGGGUAAUCUACUCCUUUGGAUAUACCAUGGAUGUAUCACAAGAACAAACAUAUUAUAUACGCCAGAAAUCAAUCAAGUGAUUAUCUCCCUUUUAACCAUGUAUAGGUUCUUAUCUUUCAUUGAUUUCUAUAGAAUAUAUCGUCUUGGAAAAUCAUGAACAAUUUUAUCCCAGUGAGCUUGAAAUUCUUCCACAUCUGCUUUAUGCUUGGAUAUUUUAUUGAACACAGACGUUAACGACAAAUUAAUAACUUAACUUUACUACAGACAGAAUGACUUUAUCUUCUGAUGUAGCAAUAUUCCAUUAUCACCUACAGAUGGUGUUGACAUAUGUCUCUCAACUGGUUCGGUAUAGUCUCUAUCCUCAUUAUGUCAUUUUCUAAACGGAGAGAGGAUACCGCUAAACAAGUUGAUGUUACAGGGGUUUCAACAGUCUCCUUUAAAGUCAGUAUCUCGCAAAUUCCACGGUCGUUAUAAUGAUCCUACUACUUCAUUUGUAAUUACACCCUGUAAUUACAUGUAGCUUGAGUGCCGCCUGUAGUAUGCAAGGUGAAGAUAACGAACAGUGAUCAAUCUCAUAACUCCUACAAGCAAUACAAAAUAGAUAGUUGGGCAAACACGGACCCCUGGACACACCAGAGGUGGGAUAAGGUGCCUAGGAGGAGUAAGCAUCCCCUGUUGUAUUUCAUACCGAUUGUUAGGCCAUUCUGUACAAUUUGAUUUGACUACGGAUUAUUCCGUUUACCUGAUCACAAUAUAGGGCUCAUGACAGGUGUAACAGGGGAUCUUAAAUCCUCAUAGACACCUUGUUUCACUUCCGGUGUUUACCUUACUCUCAAUUUUGUAUUUCUUUUUUGAACAACGGAUUAUUUCGUUUACCUGAUCAAGAUAAAGGGCUCACAGAAGGUGUGGAAUGUCAUGAGAGAAUGAGUACUCCUCUUACCUGAUACAACUUACGGUAUUUGCCUUACUCUCAGAUUUAUUUUCCUAUCUAUGCAAACUUCCGAAAGAGUUUGUUUGAACGCAACUCAAACUCUUCCGUGCAGACAUUGUAAGAUAGAGAAUUCCCAUGAACUACAUUAUACUUUUCAUAAAGAUGGAGAUGGGGUCAUAAGAAAGAAAUGACAGCUGAAAAUCAUACUUUAAACAUAGCCAGUUGGUAGUAGGCUCACAAUGUCUCUUGUCUCUACAAAGGCAAGAAGUACAGCGACUUGAAUUCAUCAUAAAUUCUCAAUCUCUGUUUCGCACGUGUUGCAUUGGCAGAUCUAGAGGGGUUACGGAGGUCGCACCCCCUUUGAUUUUGAGGGGAAAAAAUAAAAGAGAUAUCGAGAUCAGAGUAUAGUAUUGAUUAUCUAACAAAAAGAUUGAUUCAAAUACAUCCGAGAAGAAUCAAUGUUGAACUCUUUAAAGGGACUGAUUCACGAUUUUUGAUCAAAAAAUAUUUUUCAUUUUCGAUAUUAAACAGUAAAAAUAUAACUCAUUUAAUGUUGACAGCCAAAAUUUUGACCUUCUGAAUGCAAGCAAUAUUUUAGCCUUAAAUCUGCGUUAUGUAAACAAAGACUCGAGUCUAAACAAACAAAUGAAAUAUUGAUUUUGUAAUAUAAAGCAUCUCAAUUUUGCAUAGUCUCAAAUUUUAACUUUUAGAUGACAUAUUUUACCCCAAAUAUGCUUGAAAUGUGAAAGAUAUGAUAAACUUAGAUCGAUAUCCAUUUCUUUUGAAAUUUUGUAAACAAUAACAUACCGUAAUCUUUCUUUACAAAACAAAUAAUAAACUCUCUAAAAUGAGCUUUUGUGAUAAUGUAUAACCAUAAUUUUUAUGUGAAUGCUUUUAAACACAUUAGACAGUAGAUUUUGAUCAUUAAAAGUGAACAAGAAAUUUUUGGGGAAAAUCGUGAAUCAGUCCUUUUAAUGGGAGAGAUCAACUGAUAGAUGUCGGAUAAAAUUUCAAAUAUAUACAGUUAGGUGGAAGGGGGUGUUGGUGUUAAAAUUGGUAAAGAUUUGACAUCAGAUAUCAAUAUUCAUCAAAUUUAGUUUCAAGGGGGGUGUUGAUAAAAAAUAUAUGAAUAUAGUUCUCAUCCCUUUCAGCAAUAAACGAUGUAAAUUCGUUUGUCAUUUUAAAUUCUUUUUAAAGAGCGUUUUUAAUAUUUUUAUCUAACCUAUAAAACCCCUUACAGACGAUAAAAAGUACCAAAUGAAUAGCAUGAUAUCAAUUUAUUGACCCAAUCCCCCCCCCCCCAACUGGAAAAUUUUCUACACUCGCUUAUGUGUCGUGUCUUAGUCCAUGUGGGUUUUUUUCUUCUUGAAGUGAAAGUAGAAGUUACAUUUCCUUCAAUGCUUUAAUGAAAAUUUCUUUCCUUUUUUUCUAAAACUCCAAUUUCGCACCUUGCAAUUUCUUUUCAUUUGUGAAACUCUAAGCUUUUUAUUAAGUGAAACUUCUGAAGAUAAGUGUGCACAUGCUACGCAAAGUAAUUAGGCCGCGUUGUAAUCGCGCGCGGAUUUACAUUAUCCCAAAACGGUACAUGUACAUGUUAUACAGAGGACCUCGGUCUUUUAAUUGGCGACAGAACUUCAUCUCUAUUAUGAGUUCUGUCGAAGAUUAUGCCAAACGAUGGGCUAAAUAUGAAAAAGAACUUGAUACAUUGUCAGAAUGCGGAGUGCGGAGACCCAGAGAACUAUGGGUAGUAUGGGAUCUAUGUGUCUGAUCACUGUCCUUUUUUCACUUUGUCAUUUCUUUGGCUAAUAUAAAAUUCCAGUGUUGUAACUCAAAUUAAUUUAAUUGAUGAAGUGUAAUAGUAUUUGAAAUAUUUGAAGUUUGUUUGCCCCCGAGAUUGACGGUAGAAUCUAUAUUGAUUUUGUGUACAGACACAUCGACACAUUUUCUCUCAUUAAUAUUAUGUACAUCAUCGAACAUAUUUUAAAAAUUUAAACAUUAAUGCCAUUUGACAUUUUUAUUGUUCUCGGAACUUCAGUUUCAUGAGGAUGAUAUUUUUUAAUAUGAAAUUGUAAUUUAAACAAAACAAAAUUAAACAUCAUUAUUAAAUCGUUAGGAGGACUUUAUUCAGCGAUUGAUUUCAUGACACAUGACCUCAUACUUCCCUUAUUAAUUCGUAUUCAACAUUUUUUGCACUACUUUCAAAUGUAGAUUAGGCGACUAAAUAGGGCGGUCCUUCGGAUGAGACCGCAUAAACCGAGGUCCCGUGUCACAGCAGGUGUGGCACGAUAAAGAUCCCUUCCUGCUCAAAGGCUCCGAACAUAGGCCGAUAUUUUACAGCCCUUCGCCGGCAAUGGUGACGUCUCCAUAUGAGUGAAAUAUUCUCGAGAGGGACGUUAAACAAUAUUCAAUCAAUCAAAUGUAGAUUACUGUUGCUAGGUAGCCCUUUGCCAUUUUUCAUUAUCUGACCAAUGGAAACUGGUAGUGAAGAAAUCAUCAAGCAAAUACGGUUCAAGAGCCAUAAAAACACUAGGUGCACAAUUGUGGAAUAAACUGUCAUUGGAACUUCUGAGAACUUGAAGCACAUGGGGCAUUCUGCAAGAACCUAAAAACACUCUUGUUCAAGCGUGAAUAUGCCCUGUAAAUGUAAAAUUCGGUGCAAUAUCAAGGAUCCCAUGUACAAUCUCUUGCAAACUGCAUUUUGAUCCAGUAUACAAAUACCUGUGUGCCAAUUGUAUCUUGUCUAGUCAAAUUCAACCAUUUUGUCAUUUUACUAUGCCAUAUUUUAUUUAGAUUCUUUUUAUUGUUUUAUUAUUUCCUUUAUAGGUCUUUUACUGGUAUAUUAUCAUUGAUCAUUAGCAUAAACAUUGUACAGGGCAUAUAAACUAUAUGUACAUGUAAUUUUGCGCUUUAUAAAUGAAUAAAAUAAUAAUAUACAAUGCCUUUCUCUAGUGAUUUCUUCCUUGGGCGUG
This is a messenger RNA of Ostrea edulis (European flat oyster), 6768 nucleotides long. RefSeq lists its product as uncharacterized. The transcript is spliced from 2 exons. Lineage: Eukaryota; Metazoa; Mollusca; Bivalvia; Ostreida; Ostreidae. The record is from RefSeq and is a predicted model, not a curated record. Bases 1596 to 2825 code for a protein of 409 amino acids.